CCCUUUUUUACCUUUCUCCUAGCCUUGGAUUCAUUUCCCUUCUCCCUUAACAUCCCCUUCCCUCUAUCUUGCAGCAUUCCGUUGUCUGUAUUUCCUCCUCGUUUAUAUGCGAUAGAGCGUUGACGUUGUCCGUUUGAUUGCGCUUUGGUUUCCUUUCCCAUCCCGUCGUUGUCCGUCUAGUCGCAUACCGCGCGAUAUGAGCCAAGUUUGAUUUUGCCCCCCCAGAUAGUCUUUUUUCUUUUUUUGCCCAACAUUCCAGCUGUACAUCCGAAUUCAAGAUGAGUGUAAUAUUCAGAAAGCUCCAAGCGAUCCAAGACUCGCUUUCCGACGACGUGCUCUUGCCCCUCAAGAGCUACAAGUACUCGAGUGUCGAUAAAUCCUAUAUCUCAAAUUAUAUACUGAGGCAUUACUGGAAUGCGUUCGUGGAAAUCUUGCCGCUUUGGCUGGCCCCGAAUAUGGUCACCCUCUUGGGGUUUCUAUUCAUCGUGGGCAAUGUGAUGCUCAUUGAAGUGUACAUGCCUGAUCUCGUGGGACCUGCUCCUUCCUGGCUAUACUAUAGUUUUGCGCUAGGCAUGUGGAUGUAUUCUACUCUGGACAACGUCGAUGGGAAACAGGCGCGCAGAACAGGGACAUCCAGUGGUUUGGGAGAGCUCUUCGACCACGGAAUCGAUUCUUUGAACUGCACUCUGGCUAGUCUUCUCGAGACUGCUGCCAUGGGCUUUGGCUCUUCUCAGCUUGGUGCUUAUACUGCACUCGUCCCUUGCCUCGCAAUGUACUUUUCGACCUGGGAAACCUACCAUACCCAUACACUCUAUCUCGGCUACUUCAAUGGCCCCACUGAAGGCCUUCUUAUCGCGAUCGCGAUCAUGAUUGCCUCUGGCAUCUAUGGCCCCCAGAUCUGGAGCCGACCGAUCGUUGAAUUCUUGAAUUACCCGCAAAUCUUUGGGAACAACUCGAUGAAGGAUCUCUGGGUUCCCAUCCUCCUCUUCUCCUUCUUCCUCGGACACUUGCCCGGUUGCGUCAUGAAUGUCAUUGCUGCUCGUAGAAAGCAGAACCUUCCGAUUGCACCCGUCUUCAAGGAAUGGGUGCCGAUGAUCGUAUUCACGGGCUGCAACAUUGCUUGGCUUUUCUCUCCGUAUUCGACGCUUCUAUCGGAGAACCGACUAGUCCUCUACUGCUGGACAAUCUCGUUUGUCUUUGGACGCAUGACGACCAAGAUUAUCCUCGCUCAUCUGCUCCGGCAGCCAUUUCCCCAUUGGACGGUGCUGCAGGUUCCGCUCAUCGGCGGCGCCAUCCUAGCCAACCUUCCCCGCCUCGGAUUCCCUAUGGUGAGCGCCUGGUUGGAGCUACUUUACCUGCGCCUGUAUCUUGUGUUCGCCUUCGUUGUAUACAUGCACUGGGCAUUCCUCGUGAUCAACAGAAUCACUACUUUUUUGGGAAUUAAUUGUCUGACGAUCCGUCGUGACAAAUCGGCAGCAAGAGACAGGGCUUAUCGUGAAUUUGGCGAGAACCAGCCCCUCAACCCAAACUCUGAUCCCAGCAAGGGGGGUAUCAAGAGCCAUUGACUAUCUUCAUAUGAUGCGUGU
This is a messenger RNA of Aspergillus welwitschiae, 1586 nucleotides long. RefSeq names its product sn-1,2-diacylglycerol cholinephosphotransferase. The transcript is spliced from 6 exons. Gene Ontology annotation, biological process: phospholipid biosynthetic process. The coding region runs from base 279 to 1565 and encodes 428 amino acids. Lineage: Eukaryota; Fungi; Ascomycota; Eurotiomycetes; Eurotiales; Aspergillaceae. Gene Ontology annotation, cellular component: membrane. The record is from RefSeq and is a predicted model, not a curated record. Gene Ontology annotation, molecular function: phosphotransferase activity, for other substituted phosphate groups.